UAAUACUCGACCGCCAUGGCAACUAUGAAGUUAAAGAAGUUACAGCAUGCACUUGAAGAUAUUGAAACAUUUGAAAAUCCAAAAAUUGAACUUGAACAAUACACUACAUCAUCUCAUAUUGCAGCUUGUAUUCUACAUACAGCCCAAUUUGUAUAUAACGACAUUAGUGGUAAAUGUGUUGCUGAUUUAGGAUGUGGUUCAGGAGUAUUGAGUAUUGGUGCCGCUUUGUUAGGUGCUCAAUAUUGUGCAGGUUUUGAUGUAGAUCCAUCUGCUAUUUCCUUGAGUGUAGAAAAUGCUGCUGAUCGUGAUGUUUUAAGUCAAUGUGAUUUUAUUUUAUGUGAUGUAAAAAAGAUUGAUAAAAACAUGCAACUUAAAGCAUUUGAUACUGUCAUAAUGAAUCCACCAUUUGGGACAAGAGAAAAGGGAGCUGAUCUAAUAUUCUUAAAAAUGGCUAUAAGUCUUGCUACUCAUGCUGUGUAUUCACUUCAUAAAACAAGCACGAGAAAACGCGUUAUGUCCAUGGCAAAGGAAUUGGGUGUCCAAGCUAAGGUUAUUGCAGAGUUAAGAUUUGAUCUACCAGCAUCUUACAAAUUUCAUAAGCAAGAUUCUGUUGACGUGCAAGUCGAUUUAAUACGUUUUGCAAUACCAUUUACUAUUAAAUAAUAUCUAAACUAAUAUUGUAUAAUUUACAUUUGUAUAAAAGGAGAGAAUACAAUUUACCUCUUAACAUUUGUGACUAUUACAUGUUAACACUAUUUGAAUUGAUGAAUUUUAUAAAUAUUAUCUUAUACAGAAAUAAACAAAUUAACAAUAAGUAUCUGUAUAUUAUAUWUUUAAAUAUUUAAUUAUUUUCUUUUGUCUUKAGUUUAAUAAUAAUUUUAGUUAAAUCUAAUUGUCAGAAUAUUUGGAUAGUUUUGUCAAGCCAAAUUGUUGUUCAUGAUUUAUACUGUAAUUGAUUAAAUAUAUUUGUGCAUGUGCACCAAUCGCAUUAAACAUAGGGUCCAAGUAUUGCCAGGCAGCACCUUAAAUAUGAGUGGAAAAAUAGAAUUUAUCAGUAGGUAUGUAAUUAUAUUUUGAAGGGUAGGUCACCUAAAAUUAUUUGGGUGAUACCAAUUUUUUAUUUUUAAGUAYAUGAAACAAACAAUUGGCAUUUAAUUUGGUCCCUGUGACAUAUUGAGAAUUAAUGUAUACUACAUAUUAUAUAAGUAUUGAAUUACGAUCAGUGGGGACUGUCCAUCGGUCAUAACUCAUAAGUGAACCAAUUUUACUGCACAUCAUUACAAUUUAUACAGUUAACAAUAAAUUACUAUUAAAUAAA
Molecule: messenger RNA, 1318 nt
Organism: Diuraphis noxia (Russian wheat aphid)
Lineage: Eukaryota; Metazoa; Arthropoda; Insecta; Hemiptera; Aphididae
Gene: Mettl5
Product: Methyltransferase like 5
Biological process (GO): rRNA methylation
Molecular function (GO): nucleic acid binding; rRNA (adenine-N6-)-methyltransferase activity
Source: RefSeq, a predicted model, not a curated record